UGUUCUCAGUCCUUCAUUCGCCAGUCAUUGCUGCCGCCAUGCAAGGGCCAAAGAGCCCAUAUAAUUGCGCCAGUCUUGGGGCACAAAGUCUGUCCUGUUCCGCUGGGCCAUGGCAGGCAAGAGGCAUGAUGAUACGCAGAGGUCCAUAGCUGACGCACAACUCGCUACGACGUCUCGCAAAUCAAAUGCUGCAAGGGCUUUAUUUACCACACGAGUGGCCUUUGCAACCUCAAGCAACUGCCAGCCAAAGGGAAUUCUUUCGGCUUCUCCUUUCCAGGUCGCUGAAAUCAUGGCACCAACCAACCGGGCGCAGAUGAAGGGAAGACACUUGACGUGGGCAAUUGCCUGCGAUAAGGAGCGUGCAGUGCAACUGGGCGAGCUUCCGCCGCUUCCCAAGCUUCCGCCCGUGGAUGCGAAGUACAGAUCAGAGUACUUCCCAAUCGGAGGCCGCAAUGCCACCAACAACAACUCCAGAUCAGCAGUAUCUGCCCUUGGGACAAGCUCUUGGGCCGGGUCAGGUGGUUUGAGGAGCACCUACAGGAGCACCAUUGGUGCGCCGACUGGGCCACUGGCGCUCGGGUUUGUGUCUGGCGGCAUCCCAGCGCAAAUGGCUGUGCUCAAGGAUGUGAAGGCCUUCUACAGCAUUCCAGAAACAGCCCCGCGAUUGACUUCAUACUCACGGACGCUUUCGGCUCCAGCUCUACAACCCUGAUUGGCUAGCUAGGAAGCUACAGCGGCCAUGUCCAAGACAUGGGUUUGUAUUGAGUUUCUGGUGUCGAGCUUUGCCAAAGGGACAGA
Effrenium voratum is the source of this 798-nucleotide messenger RNA. NCBI's taxonomy places the organism in Eukaryota, Dinophyceae, Suessiales, Symbiodiniaceae. The record is from the annotation of a GenBank genome assembly.